UUGAAUUAUAAAGAACGAUUUACAGACAGUUCAGAUUGUUAAUCCCUUCGUGUCCGUGUCAACGUCUUUCAGGAACCUGUGUACGUAUUUAUAUUUUAUGUCGAAAUUAUUCACUUCACCCUUCAACCCGAAAAGCCGCCCUGAAUCAUACAAAGUUACAGCUCUACAUAAACAUUCGAAAAGAAUCAGAUUUGUUUUGAAUUCCAUGUGGAAAAAAUUCUGGCCGCACGAUCUGGCAGAAGGAACAAAAGAAGCCUUCAAGUCAGGGUACAUCACAAGACUAUGGAUGAUGUUAUUUCUGCUAACCACUGGUUUUUUAUUCUCCUUGGCGAGUAUCACAUCUCCAAUAUUCAGCAAGAACAGAGAAUUACCAUACAAGACGCUAUUUCCAUUCGAUUUCCAUGCCACACCUAUUUACCAGAUAAUAUACAUUCUGCAAAUUGGAACACAUUACCUGAUUGACAUGAGCGUGUGCGGUUUCGAUUUUUUAUUUAUGGGCAUAUGUGCAGGCCUUACCAACCAGUAUAUUUUAUUGGGAAAGACUUACGAGCAAGUGGGAACUGAAAAUAUGGUACCUCUGUAUAAUAAAAUCCGCAAGUUGGAUGGUAGAAGAAGACUAUUAGGAUUUGGUCAGGACAGAAAAUUCUUGAGGUUGUGCAUUGAACACCAUCAACUGCUGACUCGGACAACUGUGGUCGUAGAAGAGAUAUUCAAUGUAGUAGCUUUUCUACAGUUGUGUAGUAGUGUACUGGCGACUUGUGUAUCAGGUUUCAUAGCGACGAAGGACGAUGUUAGUAGUUCCCAAAUAGCAAUCAUGGGCCCGUAUUUGAUUGGUCAUCUAAUACAACUAUAUAUUUACUGUGGAGUGGGGAAUGAACUUUAUCAGGUAAAUAAAAUUGCAGCAAUGAGUUUAAGUGUGCUAAGGUGA
Messenger RNA from Leptinotarsa decemlineata (Colorado potato beetle), 928 nucleotides. RefSeq names its product odorant receptor Or1. Lineage: Eukaryota; Metazoa; Arthropoda; Insecta; Coleoptera; Chrysomelidae. The record is from RefSeq and is a predicted model, not a curated record. Gene Ontology annotation, cellular component: plasma membrane. Gene Ontology annotation, biological process: sensory perception of smell; detection of chemical stimulus involved in sensory perception of smell. Gene Ontology annotation, molecular function: odorant binding; olfactory receptor activity.